AUGAGCCUGAGUAGAAGUCGUGAGAAGUCGUCAGUCACAAACAGUGCUAGCAGUCACGGCCCAGUGAAUGUCACAGACCCGGGUAUAUCCACCGCACCUACGCUAACGCAGGAGAUAAUAAGCACGAUGCAAGCAAUACCUAAUAUACAAACAACAUUGGGGGAAUUAUCGGAAUCUCUCAGAGUGAUCAAAGAACUAACUCAAGAUAUAAAGAACAUUAAGAAUGACCUGUGGGAGGAAGAUGGUUUCGACUUCCGUAUCUCUCAUAUUGCUGAACAACAAGAAGUGGACUCAGGAAACAUUCAGGUACUGAAGCAAGAGAACAAAAUGUUGAAAGAAGAUAUAGAUAUGUUAAAAUCUGUAGUUAUUAACUUAGACAGAACCGUCAGAAAACAGCAAAGCGAGAUCACAGAUUUAAAGUCAAGAUCAAUGAAGCAGAACUUACUCAUUCACAAUUUACCCGAAGAAGAGAAUGAAAAUCUUUUCAAGAAAAUCCCACAAUUGAUUAAAGAAUACCUGGGAGUCGAAACAACUUUUGCAAACAUACAUCGAAACGGGCCUAAAAAUCCGGGUAGACCAAGAACUAUUACGGGUCGACUAGAGAAAUUUACUGAUAAGGAGAAAGUCCUCCAAGCACAGAAAGACAAAAGAAAUAGCGAAGGGUCUGGCUCUACAGAACAAUCAAAUACACCUUUCUACAUUACCCCACAAAGACCAGUAGAGGUAGCUGAAAAUCGGAAAAAACUCCAAGAAAUAAGUAACCGGUAUUGGAAAGAGAAUGUGAAAACACGUUUCGUAGGAGACAAGUUAGUUUUUCCUAACGGAAACACAUACAAAGAAAAAGUGUUAAAACCAAAGCCUGAAAACAUUUUGCUAGUGGAUCAAGCAGAAAAAGAGGCACUUCAACAGAUCCAGAUGUCGACACUAGAAACCUCCACAGAAGGGAACGAUUUUAAAAUCGCGGCAUCUACCACAGCGACCUUUAACCAGGUCAGAAACUUCUAUAAAAAAGUUGUUAUGGACUCAAAUUACUCAAACGCGGAUCACAAUAUAUUGGUAUAUCGAUUCACAGACAAAAACGGUUUGAUCCACGAGGGGUAUAACGACGAUGGUGAGCACGGGGCUGGGAGAAGACUUCUUAAAGAUCUCCAAUCUCUCCAUGUUACAGACAUGACAUGUAUCAUCUCUAGAUUCUUCGGAAAAUAUCUUGGCUAUCGUAGAUUCCAAAUUAUGGAAAACCUCGCGGCAGACAUUGUUCUCGCGCACCGAGGUGAAACAUUGGGGUAA
This is a messenger RNA of Ostrea edulis (European flat oyster), 1287 nucleotides long. RefSeq lists its product as uncharacterized. The record is from RefSeq and is a predicted model, not a curated record. The transcript has a single exon. Gene Ontology annotation, cellular component: cytoplasm. Gene Ontology annotation, biological process: regulation of translational initiation. The coding region runs from base 1 to 1287 and encodes 428 amino acids. Lineage: Eukaryota; Metazoa; Mollusca; Bivalvia; Ostreida; Ostreidae.